Molecule: messenger RNA, 1602 nt
Organism: Durusdinium trenchii
Lineage: Eukaryota; Dinophyceae; Suessiales; Symbiodiniaceae
Source: the annotation of a GenBank genome assembly
AUGUUCGCGCAGCCGGAGCAGCCCAUCCGGGAGAUUCUGGUGGCCUUGGGGGGUCCCAGAGGUAUUGAUGAUGCCGUGCUGUCUGUGCUGGAGAAGGUGGGUCUCCACUUAGGCCUCAUGAAGGUGAAGCUGCCAGGCGGCUUGCAGCACUCGUGCGUGGCUUUGGGGGAUCUUCUGGCCUUUCAUGAUCGAGGUUACUUGCAUCCCAUCAUGGAAGACUAUCGAUUUCUGAAGAAGGAGUCCUACCAAAAGUGGCGCGCGCACAUGAGCAAAGCGCUGACCUCCUGGGCGCUGACAUCCUCCGCCGAGGAGAAGACACAGGCGCUGCGGCGCUUUGUGCGUGUUUUCCAGUCGCAGCAGGAGCUCAGCACCACAGAGCCAGAGCUUUCAGCGUCCCUCACAGGGGAUGCUGUGGGAGCGGCACCGGUGACGCCUAGACAGGUGGACAGCUUUGUUCAAGAGCUCCAGGCCCAGGGAGUGCUACCCUCAGGGAAGCGCCCUUGGCGGCUGCAGUUUUCCUUGCAAAAGAUCGAGCCGGAGCGGGCGCUGGUGAUCUUGCAAAGUCACCGGCGAAGACGAUGGCGGGCAUUGAGGGAAGGUCUGGACUUUGACCCCUGGUGGGAGCUGUGCCUGGCCUUGGACGAGGCGAUCACCGCAACGCAUCCCGCGCCCGAGGCCACGCCGGAGGGGGUCCGCCAGCUGCUGGGGAAGCUCCGCGAAGCCCACGGUCUUCAAGGUGCUCCAGAGCCCUUGGAGGUGCGAAGCCUGGAGGAUUUGACCUGCAAAGAGGCCUGCGCCUUGCUCCAGCGGCUCCAGCGGAGGGGCUUGACAAACUCUGGGAGCCGUUCAGCCGGAGUGGCAAUGGAAGCGGCCAUUUGGGCAGUGAAGUGCCAGCCGAAUUCAGGCUAUGCCCACCUUCAUCUGCAAGGACUGGCUUACCGGAAGCGUGCCCCACCAAAGCGAACGAGAGAGAUGUACGAGCAGCUGAGCUGCAAGAGGUGGCGGAAGAAGUGGACCGAGCAGAGUCAUGAUGCCCCAAAGUGGUCUUCAGAUCAACCAGCUGAGCACGCCACAAAGAAAGCGUGGUCCUCUUCGGAACAUGCAGGUGAGAAGUGGUCAUCUUCAGAGCAUGGAGCGCAUGAAGGUGAGAAGUGGUCAUCUUCAGAGCAUGGAGCUGAUGCAGGUGAGACGUGGUCAUCUUCAGAGCAUGGAGGAGGCGGAGGGUGGACGAGUCGCUCAUGGCGCUAUGAGCAGACCGGCGCUUGGAAUUCCAAAAAGCAAGACUGGUGGCCAGAGGAUGCAGGCAAGCAGCGCCCCAACGAGCCGGCCCUGCCGCCGCCCCGCGCCUCGAGCAUGGGGCGGUCCGUGACGACGCGCCUGCCGACCACGCCAAAAUUGAUGCCGGUGCCUCCCAAGGGUCCUCCACCAGCGCACCUGAACCCUGCCCAAGUGGCUCACGCCACUCACCACACUGCUCCAUCGCUGCCAAAGCCGCCCAGCCCGGAGCCAGUACGGAAGAGGGCUUGCAUUUGGUUCAUGGAGAGUGUCCUUUUGCACGGUGAGAACGCACAAUCCGACGAAGAUGACGGCGACUCAGAGUGA